GUUAACCGAAUAUUUUCCGUCGUUGACCGGUUUUUUAAAACGGUGACGGAAAAAACUGAAGUCCGUCCGUCAUUUUGACAGGUUGCAAUUCACACCCCAGACCACAGGGUGGCAUAUUAAUUAGCUAUUGUCUCUCUUAAUGCAUGACGUCGUUGGCUAUUCUGUCAGAAUAUUGUAGCGUCACCGUGGUCUGGCGGCAGCACCGUGAUUGACACAUCAACGCGAGGUUCUUAUUGGUGCACCCGGUGUGCCAGCGCGUCAUCCAAUUGGUGGACUAGAUUGUCGCCUGUGUAUAGACAAGUUUCCGAGGUACUUCCGGUUUACUUCCUUAUGUCUUCCUUCCCCUUCCGUUUCCGCCUGUUUACCGUUGAAGUCAAUGGCGGUGGAAUCGAAGUUGGGAGGUCUUUAUACAAGAUCCCGGGAAUGUUAUUUUGAUGUAGGCGGGUGGAGAACCAAGCCAAGGCCUCCAUGCUUCGUACCAUGUCGAUUUCCAAACCAUGGGUGCUCGUACUCGUCAUACAGGUGGAAGGGAAGGAGAUGGACAAAACUGACAGCUCCUGCAGUCAUGCCCCCGCUGUUAUGGAAGGUGCCUUGGGUAGGGAAUACGAAGUAUGCUAUGGUGGAUCCUUUCGCAUUCCAUAUCAUUAUGAAUCACCUUUAUUUUACGGGAAGCUUUACUUCACUCCGAAGAAUGGUGAAGGCAGGAGGCUAUUGGUUGAAAAUGGAAAGGUCAUUGACCCAAGGGUGAAACUUAACCGUGGGACUCCUACUUUGUAUCAUGUGACAGAAAAAGACAACGGACAUUUUUCUGUUCCAUUCGGCAGCAUGAUUAUGGAUCCCACCUCACUGAAAGUUUUAGAGUGUGCUGACGGGGCGCAUAGGUAUUACCACGCUACGUAUCGCAUCAAUAUUCCUAGUCAUGCAGAAAUCCUCGAAUUCUCUAAAAUUGACCAACCGGAGCUGGUAAUCCUGUGGAAUCGCAGCAACUCUCAGACCGAUGGUGCAUCCAGGAGCCGGAUGAAGCAUAAUUCCUGGGAAAUUUCAAAGGUUACACAGGCUGACAGUGGCUACUACAAUGUUCGGCAAAAAAACUACACUUUAUUGUCGAGGAAAAAGCUCACAGUAACAGAGCACACAAAAAACUAUGUACCCAAGGAGGAAUCUCAUUUCAUGAUGCGGUACCCAGUGAGCUUUACUCCAUGGGAUGUCACCUUCGAACCGAGUAGGAGUGAUGAUUACAACAAGAAAGUCAUAACAGUGAUGAAAUCUGGAAGUGAAUACAAAAACAAUGAAAUAUCAUCAGGAUCGUCUUUUGAGCAAAGAGUUUUCUUCGCCAGCAAGGGCAUGGAUAUUGAUCCUAUACAGGUAGAAGAUUCUGGCGUCUAUAAAUUCCGAGAUGCAAAUGGAAACUUGGUGUUUUGGGCCAACGUGGAGGUCGAAGAGGUACAAAUGCCUGCGUAUGUUUACGUUGUCCUUUUGGCGGCUAUCGUUGUUGCUGUGGGUAUCUGCUGUUGCUGCAUAAGAAAAUGCUGUUGUAAAAAGAAAACUUCCAAAACCCCUGCAUCGACUCAGGAAGCGGCGGCAGCACCAGCUGUGUACUACCACGGCACAAAUCAAUCUACAGGAACAGGUUACUCCGCAGCACCACCUGCUGCAACAUACUCAUACCAGCCUGCGAAUUCGAUCUUCCCCAGGCAACCGUCCCCUGCGCCUGCACGUACACCAGCGCCCGCCUCCUCAGGACCACCUUCUUCCAAGCCUGGACAAGAGAUCGCUCCUGCUCCGUCCGUAGCACUCACUUUUCCGCCUUCGGACGACGACCCCAAGUUUGAGCUGAAAGGGUUUCGCUUUUCCUCCGACCCUCCGCUCUCGUCUGACUCCACUUUCGCCAGUGUUUACACCUCCGAUAAGCUCAACUUCUGAGUGGCUUGCGACGACUACUACACUACUGCAGGGAAAACAUGGCCGUGUCAUCAAUAUCAAUUUGUUCGUGACGUGUUGUCUGGGGCAGCAUCGGUGGAUUCCAGACAUACAAAAAGGAACUAAAGGGAUGUUGCAGGUGGUCUUUGUAUCGUAUCAGGAAAACAAAAGUAGUCCCUAAUCUCACAGACUCUGUCAGAUAGACACAGAGUAGAAUUGGUGCACGUGUUCUGUAAGAAAAUAGAUUAAGAAAUGAAACACUGCUGUGCGAUAAAUGUUAAAGACAGAAAAUCUGCACGUUUUCCUAUGCAAAUCCCACGUAAGAAGGCCAAAACUUAGAAUCGUACAUUAAAGGUGCUACGAAAUGGUGACCAUGUCCAAAAAAUGACUGUACUCUUGCUGUCUUUUACCAUUUCAUAUUUAUUCCAUGCAAAACAAUGCCUCAGGGAACACCCACUUUUUGUCAGCAACUGACGUUUCGCAAACGCCACCUCCUAAACGGCCAUCGACCAAUCAUAUGUUGUAGAGACCGUUGUUAGGCUACGUUCAGACUGCAGGCAUGUCUGAUACCAAUUGGAUUCCUGCUCAAAUCUGAUUUUCAAGGCUGAUUGUUCACACUAUCUUUAGCAAGUUUCCAAAUCAGAUUUGAGCCUGUCCAGACUGGGCAUAUUAUUGACACACCUGUCAGGUGGCUGUGGAAACGAAAGGUGCUGUGGCAGCAAAUAGUGACGUCACAAACGGUAAAAACUGGACUUGUCCGAAAAUGACUUUUUAACCAGUAGCUGAUAUCCCGAUAUUAUCCAACUCGAGGGUUGCGGCUAUUGUUUAAUCUAUCAAUUAGUUAGUUCAAAUAAUCGAGUAAUCGCAUUAAAUGUGUUGCAGAAUACAUUUUAAAAUAUGUAAAACAAACAAGUGUUUGUUAGCAAUAAUAGUUAUUUUGUCUUGGUAAGAUUACACUUUCAAAAGAGCAUUAAAUGUGAAUACAAAAUAAAAUUCCUUAGUGGUUUUUUUUUGUUUUUUCCAAACAAUGCAGAACUGCUCUUUUAUUUCACAAGAGCAAUAAAAGCAUUUAAAAUAAAUUAAAACACCUGAUCUUAAAUGAGGUUCUAUGUACACAAUUGGCUAAAUUCCUCUAGCUUAAAUGCUAAAAAAAAGCAAAUUUUUUUUUUAUGCUCUUAACAAAUCAUUCAAACACAUAUUCCCCCUAAAUCCAAACUAAAUAACAAAUGUAGUGCUGCAGCUAUCGAUUAUUUUAGUAGACGAUUAAUCUAUCAACUAGUUAGUUCCAAUAUUCGAGUAAUCGGAUUAGGAACAUUUAAUGUGUUGCAGAAUAAAUUUUAGAAGAUGUUAAACAAAGGCUUGCUAAGUUUGCACAUUCAAAAGAGCAUUAAAGACGAAUACAAGAUAAAAUUCAAGAGUGUUUCUUCAAAGUAUGCAGAAUUGCACUUGGAUUUAAACACAAAUUGUUCAAACACAUAUUUCCACAAAAACAGCAAAAUAUACCUAGCUAAUACGUAACUAAAUUACGAAUGUAGUUUUAUCAUAUAUUAAUUAGCUUAUGUUGGUCUUAACAGGGAGCAGCUCAAUUCACCCAUGUUAAAUGAGUUAUGCCAUAUUCACUGUUGCCACUAGAUGCUAGCACUGUCAAAACAAACCAUUACAACGCCACUCUUAAUUAAACGAAUAAUCGAAGCAGCAAAAUUUGAUUCAAAGCUUUUUCCUAAUCGAAUCACUCAAGUUCGAUGAAUCAUUGCAGCACUAACAAAUGCAUAAACAAACAUAUUAGCUCAAACAAAAACAUACCUUGUGUUGGUCUUAACAGGGACCAGCUGGAUUCCGCCAUGUUAGAGGAGUUAUGGCAAAUUCACUGUUGCUAUUAGAGGGCAGUGUAUCCACUCAAAUAAAAAAAAACAAAAAACAAAUGCAUCACUUCCUAAACAAACAUUUACAACAUCACUUAAAGUAAACAAAUCCUCGAAGCAGCAAAAGUUGAUUCAAGGCUUUUUCCGACUCAAAUUAUUCGAGUUAAUUAAUUGUUGCAACACUAUCCAACUCCAAAAAUACGAUGCACAUAUCAAAUUGUUGCAGUCCAUUCUAUAAAUCAGCUAACAUUAAAGUGAGAUGCUUCCUCUUUUUGAAUAAACAUGGCGUCCUAGUAAGCGCGUUGAACAAAUUUGGGUUUUCUUUUCAUGUAACAAUUUGUGAAGGGGCACCUUAGUAUCCCAACCGUUUGCCUCGAUACAUAGAUAGAUAGAUAGAUAGAUAGAUAGAUAGAUAGAUAGAUAGAUUUUGCCUAAUUUUGGAGGAUGUUGCACUGGUUUUGCUCCAGGAUAAAUCACUUAAAACACUCCGGUUUACGUCUAGACUCACGAAGCUUGCCUGCUUAGGAGCUGUAAUUAAUGGGUGAGGGGGGUCUUUUGUGAAAGGUCAAUUGAUGAUCAUGCCUAGCUUUCUAGUGCUGCAUUAGCUAGUACAUGUUGACAGAAUGACAGAACGUUCAGUGGUAACAAGAAAACAGAAAGCCUAUGGAUUAGCGUGCUAGCAGACAGCAAAAAGCUGCAGCUUGUCCUCGGUGUGAUGUCAAUCCUUUUGGAGAUUUUUUAGGAGGCGGGAAAGGAAGACUACUUUUGUUUUUAUUUUGGUGGAUUUGUGUCAAAAAUAUGGUCUGCUAUCAUUUUAAAAUGACUUGUUUAUCAUUUCAUAGCACCUUUCAAACUCUCAACUGUGAGGCAAAUACGCUAAACACUCGGACCACUGUGCUGCCGCUUUGUGUUCAUACAGGAGGUAUAUGUGUCGGUUGACUUUAACUCAUUCAGUGUCAUUGAUCUCAAAAGCUGUCAAUGGCAUGGGAUGAGCUAAAAUGAGCGGUGAUCUCAAGCGUAAUCACGUUACCGUUAAGUGUUGCUUCAUGUUGGAAUGUAAAAUGUGUUCUUGUUCAUGAUAACUUUCUGAGGCCUCGGGUCACAUUUGCCGAGCUCGUUUAUGAGCACUGCUCUCAAAUCACCACCGUGAAGUUAGCCCCACCAUCAAACGCAAAUUUUCAGAAAAAUGAUGUGAAUCGUUUGUGCUACGUUUGUGCUGUAAAAAGUUUCGUUUGUGUUAUCAUCAUUUUUAAGAUAUAUAUAUACAGUAAUUCUUCUGUAGGUCAAUCUGAGGUCAACCAGCUCUCCAUUUUGAUUAAAAAUGGCUAAAAUUGUGUCACUUGCUUCGUUUGUUCUGGUUUGAGUUGUAAGAAGUUUUGUUUGUUCUGCUAUAGUUAUUGAGAUAUAAAUUUUGAGUGAUGACGUCACACAGCCCUCCGCCCCCAUUUAUUGCAAAGUGGACCCAAAAUGGUGCCAUCCGUUUAUGCUUGUUUGUUCUGUAAAAAUUUUCGUUUGUGCUGCUGUUGUCUACAGAUAUUAAGAUAUUAUUUUCGAGUGAUGACGUCAAUUGCAGCCCCUCUGUCGCAGCUGACGGAGUGUAAGAACUCUCUCAAAAAAAGAGGGGCGUCCCAACAACAAGUGCAAACGAAUGGCACCCCUUUCGGUCUAUUUUGUGGUAAAUGGGGGGAUGCGAGUCACGUUAUCACGCCAAACUAAUAUCUCAAGCCCCCGAUUUAAUAAUAAUAAUACAUUUUAUUUGUACAGCGCUUUUUUCCAAUGCUCAAAGACGCUUUACAGUAGGAACAAAAAAACAGCAAACAACGUGAACAGAACAAAACAAUAAAGAAAAUAAUUAUAUGUUAAAAGCUAGUUUAAAAAGGUGAGUUUUUAAGUUUUUUGAAUGUGGGAAGGUCUUUACAGGUACGGAUGGGUUUAGGGAGUGAUUUCCAAAGGGAGGGGGCAGCAACGGAGUAGGCUCUGUUGUUUUACUGCAAAAUGGACCUGAAGGCAUGCCAUUUGUUUGUGCUACGUUUGCGCAGAAGUGGUUAAAGUGGCCAAAACCUUUACACGAAGUUAUCUAUAUGAACUGUUAUUAUUAUAAUGUACUAUAACCUAAUAAAACCCAUUGGCAGUGUAUCAAAUACUUGUUCUCCCCUCUGUAUUACUAAGGUAGUGCCAAAAAAUCGAUUAUUAGAUUCAUCGCGAUUCGACACGCGACGAUUCGAUUACGAUUCAUAAAUGUUCAAAAACGAUUUUCCCUAAUAACUUUAUGACAACUGCUCGCAGCAGAACGAAAUUCAAGACACGUCUGCCGCCCGGACACCUUCAACGGACGCACGCACAUUAUGAUGGAUGCUGCUGGUUACUGAGCGAGAGAUUUACUCCUUUUCAGAACACUGGGAAAUAAAUUUGUGUAUGAGACAGGCAGGGACCCUGCGGUGAUUCCUGCGUGGGCUGCGUGACGUCAUCACUCCAAAGUACAAUCUCAAUAACGAAGGAGCACAAACCAGCACAAACAAAGCCUAAACGAUUUACAUGAUUUUUAGCCAUUUUUCAUCAAAAUGGGUGGCUGGUUGACCUCAGAUUGACCAUAAAAGAAUUGUAAAUAUCUAAAACAGGAUCGCAGCACAAGCAAAACUUUUUACAGCACAAGUGAUUGACAUCAUUUAAUACAAAUUUGCGUCUGAUUAGGGGCCAACUUCACGGAGGUCUUAAAUUGGCCUCAGCACUGCACUUCGAAUCACUUCGUAUUCGUGUACUUUGGUUUUGGGUGCCUUAGAGCCUAAGCUAUUGUCAUGUCUGUGCAAUCUUCAACUUCUCUUAGGAAGGAAAAUGCAUGUUGUUUGUUGUAUAAUCUUGUAUGCUGACACUUUUUAGAAAUACCACUUGUAUUUACUCUUUAAAUGUUGUCAUUUUGGAACCAAGGUAAAUGUGUACUUAAAUAGUUCUAAGUAUACAAAAGUAGAAAUUGUUACUCUAACAUUGUUUUGAUAUCAAAAGCAAAAAUCCUCAGAUGCAUAGACCAAUGUUGUUCAACCAAAUCAACAAUACUUGUGCCUGAUUUUACAGAAAAAAAGUAGCGAACAGCGUCUCAUUAUUAUUUAAUGGUAUUUAAAAAGCCAUUGUCGAAUAUGGACAAGCUUAAAUCACACAUUUUAAGCCUUGAGUGAACAGAAAACGCCUCAUAGGAAGUCAAGUUUAGGAUGAACAUACUACCUCAUCUUUGGAAAAAGUUACUGGUCUUUUCUUUUUAAAUCAAAACCAAAACUCAGACCUUCCUGCCUUUUCAUAACAAAUGCCGUUGACUCGUUAACUUUCUCUUUUCGCUAUUGUAAAUGCUCUCAAAAUAUAUCUUGUGCUUGCAUGUGCACUAUUUGCUUUCAUUUCCUUGGGACUGUUUUGUGGAAAGAUGUUUUAUCUAACAAAAGUGUACAUUAAAGCUACUAACGCCUGUUGGCUUCUCAAUUUUGGGGGUCCUUUCACACACGGUGUAUGAAUCUCACCUUACUGUGCUAUAAAGCUCAGCAAAAAAAAAAAAAAUUAGAUUUUAUUCAUUGUGGAGCUAACAGUUUUGACUUUUUUUUUUUUUUUUUUUAACCCUUUCAGGGACACGACCAUGGAUAUCUACUCAAACGUUACUAUUAGCUUAACUCAUUCACCGCUAGCCCAGGUCAUGUAGUAUGUGUCGCAAAAGUUGGUAAAAGAGAUACUUGAGGUAAAAAAAACACCUACAGUAUUGACGGCAUUAAACGUCCAAUUGAAUAGCGUACCGCACGAAUGCUAAUUUUAGACCACAAGGCUGCGUGACGUCACUGUCGUAAACCAGCAGGGGGUUAACAUAGAAGUGCGCUCGCGUACAACGAAUGCUAGUACUGCUUGUUUUCUGUCGCUAAUCCUUCAAAAAAGAACAUGCCGAGCAAACACUGCUGCUGUGGUACUUGUAGAAACGACUCUAGACAUUACAACCGUCCAGAUAUGAAGGAUGUUUUCUUCAUACGUUUCCCGAUACCAAAAACUGGAAAAAGUGCGAACAAUGGAUCAACUUGUGUGGUAUGGGGCGCCGUUUGUAAAGCAGCACAUGCUGAAAAUUACGACAUAUACUCACAUUUAACCCUUAGAUGCACAAGUUACUGGACCCUACACUCUUCCAUAAGUGGGUCAAAAAUGACCCAUAUUAGAACCAAUGUGUUUUUAGGCCAUUUUGGUGAAGAACAAUCACUUGUAUAAUAAUUAGUAUAUGAUAUUUAGGGCCACACAAGAAUUAGUUCAUGCUUGAAAUAUCUUUGUGAUUCAAUUAAUAUUUUUUGGGGGGAAACAAAACAACAGCAAUAGACUUUAUCCUUCCUUGUAUUUUAUCAUCAAUGAUGAAGAGCUCCCAUGCAUUUUUUUGGUGUGACAGCGGUGCUCAGCCCUUGUGGAGGCACUGACCGAUUUCUGAGGAUAUUGUGGCUCUUUUUUUCUGCCCUGGGUGGGAGGUAAUUCUCUCUAGUAAGAGCCCUACCAACUCAUUCUGUUGGCCAUGAUUUGGACACUUUUUUUCUUCAGAGGACACAUAAGUGGAAUCUUAUGAGUCAGAUUGAUCCUGUUCAGUUGGAUUUCCAGGUGGACAACUGCCACUGCCACCUGGACAAUCGUCUGGGUCCUCAUCAUCAGAAAUUUCCGACACUUGAAUCCAACCCCGUCACUGCCUCUCCAUCAUCCAACAUCUGUAGGACCAUUUCAGUUGUAAAUCUAGCACAAAUCCGAUUUGUUCGUGUUUUUCCGACUCGACUAAACGGGAAAAGUCGCAUAAAAGUGGACCAUUUUCAAAUUUGAUCCAGGUCACUUUCGUAUGUGGUUAAAAUCCCAUCCGGGCCACAUUUUUCCAGAAUUAAGUUGUGGUCCAAACAGUCAUGUCCCCCAAAUUGUAAUUAAUGCAGCAAUUACCAUCAGCAAAGAGCGAGAGAGAGAGUGCUACAGUUGCGGUGCAGCUGUGCAUUAGUGUUAGCGCCUAGCUGGAACACGGCUUUUGGGGAAGGAGCGGGCUUGACAACAGUCAUAAAAAAAUAAAAUGGGUUGAGAAUAAGCCUGACAAUGCUCGGCUUUCUCUCUGCUCCAAUGCUCCUGCGAAUGCGGACCAGUUUGCUCAGUGCUGCUCUCGGACUGCGAAUUAGAGUGCAUGUGUGAUACUUGAACAGGCUCAAUGGACAAAGGCAGUCUGAACGGGUACGCUAAAAAAAGAUAUGACAACAAAUCGGAAAUGUGCAUUACGACCUGAGGUAUGAACCUAGCCUUAGUUAGCUAGCAAGUUAUGAAGUAGGUUAAUUUGUUGAUAAAUAAUAAUUAAGAGUCAUGAAAGACACACACACAAAAUACUAUAUGGACUUAAUACUUACAGUACACGUAUCAGCUCUUGCUGUGUAAAAUCUUUUUAAGGGAUGUCACUUUUUACAUACCUAGUCUGUGUGGUCCACGGUAAAUUUAUUCCUGACAGCCAGAGUUGAUAAGAAUGAAAAAUUCCCAUUGGAUUCCAUAGAAAAUGCAUGUGGGUCAUUUUUGACCCACUUGUGGAAGAGUAGGGUAGUAAUACAAAAAUGACAAUUUCUUCAAAUGUAUAAAAAGUUCAUCAAAAAUUUGAAUGGCAUUAUAUCAAAAACAUGUUUUUUGAGUAAUACCUGAAAUAUGAAUUGAUAACAAUUUUUCAUUCUGAAGAUAUUUCAAGAAAACAACCUCACCGUGUCAUUUUUGACUCACUUAUGCAUCUAAGGGUUAAUGCAACACAGUGUUUAAAAUGUGGUGUGAAAAUUGUAGUCACUUUUUU
Molecule: messenger RNA, 9582 nt
Organism: Corythoichthys intestinalis (scribbled pipefish)
Lineage: Eukaryota; Metazoa; Chordata; Actinopteri; Syngnathiformes; Syngnathidae
Exons: 9
Coding region: 469-1923 (484 amino acids)
Source: RefSeq, a predicted model, not a curated record